AUGACUCUCAAUUUCUUGCCAGGACAGCCAAACUCUACAAUACAAACGGUAUGCCAGAAAGUAUGGCAAGAUCAUACAUUACUUGCGUACUGUUCUGGGAAUAACCUUAUAAUUCUAUCGAAUAAUUUCAAUCGUUUGCAAACGCUGGGUUUCGAUUAUGAUUGUGUUGCAGUCGAUAUCAAUUCGUACAAUGGCCACAUUGCGGUGGCUGCAGGAUCCAAAGUGCACGUUUUCAAGCCCUUGCAUCAAGUAAUGAAAAAUCCACGGUGGGUUGCUUGCAUCGACGUUUUCCACGACGAUUCGUUGGUUAACACCAUCAGCUGGGGAAUCAAUGGAGAGCUGGCCGUUGGAUCAGACUAUCUGUCGUUUUGGAGAAUCCAAGACGAAUUUGGCGUUUUCAAAUCGUCUCUGCUGUGGACGAAAGUACAAUUCCGACCAGUUUACCUAUGUGCUGUGUCUGAAGAUUCUCAGGUAAUUGCCACUGUAUUCAAAUAUAGCCGUACGGUCAAAUUGUGGAAAAGAAUCUCGUUGGGCAAUGAUCGGGUGUUAUUUGAUUUGACGCUAAUCUCACAUCCCAACUUCGUCACAGCCCUUCGAUGGAAACGUUCCAACAAUGCGUGCGAACGCGAGAAGGACUCGCAUGUGUUCUAUACGCUGUGCGCAGACGAGAAACUGCGGAUCUGGACUUACUACGAAAAUAACAGUCAGAAAACAAUUCAGAAAUGGGGUCAUUUAGACUUGGAUCCCUUGAAACAUCAGAGGUUCUGUGUUUUACUGGAUAGCUGGCUUGUCCAAAGACUACUGCAAGAGGGAAUUUUUGGAGAUUCAAAAUACUUCUCUGAAAUGCACCCUGAUAUCGCUAUACUAAUGAGUACAACAGGUGAGCUUGAGUUUCACGCCCUGGAAAAUCUCUCUCACGACCCUCCUAAGUUAAUGAGCCAUAGGAUCGUUGCCACCGCUAAAAUUUCACAAGAAGCGUAUGUGUAUGAUCCGUCUUUUCUUUGCUUCGCCGAACCUCAAAUUUCAGACCAGAGCUCAAAACUAUUUUCUCUAGUUGUUCAUGACAUGAAGGGAGUACUGCGGCAUUCGGUACUCGAUCUCCAGAGUGUUUUGUGCGGUCAAAGAACUGAGGUCGGGAUUCUCUUACACAAAUUCACAGGUCACAACAAGUCAAUACAAAAACUUGUAAGAAGUAGCGACGGAAAAGCAAUGAUAACCUUGUCUCGGUUUUCUGAAAAUUCGGUAUGGGUUCCACAGACUUUCUCAAGCGGCUUGUAUUUGCGCAAGAAGAAUAUUAUCUUGUCAGAGAGUCCUUUGAUCGAUGCUGUAGUGCUUGAAAGUGGAGCAAUCACUUUAACUCUUUCGAAAGACUAUAAACUACAAGCUUGGAGUUGUGCAAGCGAUCGUGGUAGUAAAAAGUCACUUCUGAAAGCUGAGUUUACAUUACAAUCUUCCGCUGGAGCCCCUCUUCUAAUGAUUAAUACACCAGAGAAAAAGCAUCACCAUGAUCGUCACUACGUUGCAUUAAUUUAUGAAUCAGGUGAAGUCCUCAGCUUUUGCGUCACUUUUCAGAAUGGUAUCACUCCGGUGGCUACCAAUAAUCUCGAUCUCGAUGGCCAAAAGAAGAUUUACUUGAUAUCUGCCAUCGAUCCCGUUAAUUACGGAUUUUUUCCGAACAGAUCUUUAGUCGCCUUGAUCACAAAAGAAGGUUCUAUCCUAACGUUUAAAUGUAUUGUCGAAGAUGAAAAGAUGACAUGGAAAUUGAGCUACAAAAUUCAAACAAAUCUCAUCAAUAGCUCGUUGAUAAGUGGUUCCUCUAUUGAUAAAAUUUGUGUUGUUGACGAGUCAAAAAACGGAUUAACUAUCUGGGAUUUGCGGCGAGCAUUUCUAGAGUACGAAACAACUUUCAGCGAGCCUAUUCGUGAUAUCGAUUGGACCAGCACCCGAUUUGGGCAGAGCAUAUUUUCAGCUGGUUUUGGAGAUCAUGUUCUACUUUUUACGCAACAGAGAUAUGACUACGCCACUAAGAUCCCUAGUUAUGCGCCCGUGGAAUCGAUUGACAUAAGAGAGCACACAACGCAUGAAAUUGGUGAUUCAAUUUGGCUUACAGAUGGAACGUUUGUAAUUGCUUCCGGAAAUCAAUUAUUUCUCAAAGAUAAGAGCCUUAACAUUAGUGACAAAUUCACUAACCAGUCAAUUGGUUCCCGGAAGAUUUUGUCAAAAGAUAUCAUGCACCUAAGCAGUGUUCUAAAUGGUCCUUUACCCGUAUACCAUCCGCAGUUUCUAAUCCAGGCCCUUUACUCCGACAAGCUUUCACUGGUAAAAGAAAUUUUGUUGCGCUUAUUUUUGGCUCUUCGAGAACUAGAGUUUAGCUCUGCUGAUGCUGCCGAGCUCGGUGCGACGUUAGGUCUUGAAUAUGAAAAGUUCAUACAUUCUUCGAACGAUAGCUAUAUUCCUGACGAGUACCAUGAACCAUACAAGGAGUUUAACAGCUUGGUCUCAAGCGAACUAAAAAUGAAACUUGCGAAGCAUGCCCUUCCCUUCAUCACGCGUCAUCAGCAGGUCACCCUAAUUACGGUAAUAGAGGCUAUUGAUGACAUUGUUAAGAACAGCACAGCUUUGGAUUUACCAGGGACUUUAUUCAUAUUAGGAGUGAAGCUGUUUGAGCUUCAUAGAAAGACGCAAUCUUCAGUUCACGUUCGUGAUAUUCAAUGGGCACAAUUUUCGUCUAGUAAGAAGGUCUUGUUUUCGACUGUUCUUCCAAAUAUUGAUUCCUGGGAACGCGCCCGCCAAUAUAAAAUAGGUCUAUGGGUAGGUUUGGAAGAUUUGAAGGCAACUUUUGAUAAAAUUGCUAAGCACCAAUUCUCUAAUGGAAGUGGGCGGGAUCCCACGAAUUCUGGCUUGUUCUACCUGUCUUUAAAGAAAAAGCAGAUUUUGAUUAGUCUAUGGAGAAUUAGUUCCGGCCAUCCUGAGCAACAAAAGAUGCUGAAAUUUUUGAAUAACGAUUUCAAAGAAGAGAGGUGGAGGAAGGCUGCCCUAAAAAAUGCAUUCGUUUUGCUGAGCAAACAUCGAUUCUUGGAUGCUGCUUGUUUUUUUUUACUUUCUGACUCGCUUAAGGAUGCUUCUAAUGUUAUAAUGAAGCAGAUGGACGAUAUGGCGCUUGCAGUAGCUGUUUGUCGCGUGUAUGAAGGAGAGCACGGACCUGUGUUAAGCAAGCUGCUAGUAGAUACCGCUCUUCCGCAAGCUAUAAAGAAUAGCGAUAGAUGGAUGACGAGCUACAUUUACAAAACCCUCAAAAAACCUGCACUUGCUUUGAAAGCGCUUGUUAUGGCGCCCAUCGAUCUCGGAGACAACAAGAGUCUUGUUCAUCAGGAGGAUCUGAUUAGCCGGUCAUUUCUGGCCGAAGACCCAGCGUUACUUAUGCUGUUCGCUCAAAUACGAGGAGAGAAUGAUUUUUAUUUGGCGGCAUCUAUGGAGAUCCAAGAUAGCUUAGAGUACGCAACAGUACAAAGGGUUGCUGCAAUCUAUUCACGAAUGGGUUGCGAUUAUUUAGCUUUGUCCUUGCUAUUCAAUUGGCGCUUUCCUCAUCAGCUGAAGAAAGAGCAUAAGAAAAAGAUUCGCAGGGACACCGAAAAUCGAGCGUUCUCGACACUGGGCACACAAAGCCAAAAAAUGAGGAGCAUUUUUGACAAAUUCGACGACUUGUCGCAAGGGAACAAGGAACCAAACACACCAAGCACACUUAACAAUGUACCUUACUCGCAGCCCAAGAACUUGCUUGACUACUUUGGUCCAAGUGAUUAUAAAUCUUCACCAAGCACUUCUCAACAGGCCACAGAUAACAGCGCUGAUUCGAGCGUCAGUUUUUCUGAACCUAUGUGGCCGAGCAAUGAUAUGACGUCUGCGACUUCCAUCAGUAAUGAAAAAAAAGAGGUAAGGAAUUCUGCUGAUAAAACGAGAAGCGCGCAGUCUAGCAAACCACGUAACCUGCUGGACGACUUUUUUUGA
Lachancea lanzarotensis is the source of this 4008-nucleotide messenger RNA. RefSeq names its product LALA0S05e01398g1_1 (gene RAV1). The coding region runs from base 1 to 4008 and encodes 1335 amino acids. Gene Ontology annotation, molecular function: protein binding. Gene Ontology annotation, biological process: vacuolar acidification. Gene Ontology annotation, cellular component: RAVE complex. The record is from RefSeq and is a predicted model, not a curated record. The transcript has a single exon. NCBI's taxonomy places the organism in Eukaryota, Fungi, Ascomycota, Saccharomycetes, Saccharomycetales, Saccharomycetaceae.